This is a messenger RNA of Xyrauchen texanus (razorback sucker), 4445 nucleotides long. It is a transcript of the gene slc26a2, whose product is annotated as solute carrier family 26 member 2. Lineage: Eukaryota; Metazoa; Chordata; Actinopteri; Cypriniformes; Catostomidae. Gene Ontology annotation, molecular function: bicarbonate transmembrane transporter activity; oxalate transmembrane transporter activity; secondary active sulfate transmembrane transporter activity. Gene Ontology annotation, cellular component: membrane. The transcript has 4 exons. The coding region runs from base 161 to 2257 and encodes 698 amino acids. The record is from RefSeq and is a predicted model, not a curated record. Gene Ontology annotation, biological process: transmembrane transport.
AUACAAAUUGAGCAUGGCUUCAAAUGCCACGGAACAGAUUCUUACUUACAGAUCUAGACAAGUCGAAACUUUUGGGUGAUCAUCUCUUCACGAGUGGUCAUCAUGACUGAAUGAAACGAUAUCAUUGCGCACCCGGUCUGAGUGAGAGCCUCUGGACAUUAUGCCAGCUGAAGAGGUAUUUGACCGUGUUUCCAUAGAGGAUGAUUCAAAGACUGGGCCAGAUAUUCCCUUCCUUUUGGAAGAGUGUGAGAAAGACAAGGAGCCCUGGAAGUCAGUGUUGAAAAGGAAGGUGUUGAAAAAGUGUUCCUGCAGUACAACUUGUGCCAAAUCCCUGCUUGUAGAUUCCCUUCCAAUUCUGAAAUGGCUGCCACGCUAUAACUUCAAAGACUGGAUCAUUGGGGAUGCCAUGUCAGGUCUAAUCGUGGGUAUCCUGUUGGUUCCCCAGUCCAUUGCCUAUUCUUUACUGGCAGAACAAGACCCUAUUUAUGGACUCUAUACAUCUUUCUUUGCCAGCAUUAUCUACACCCUGCUAGGCACCUCCAAGCACAUCUCAGUGGGGAUGUUUGGAGUAUUGUGUUUGCUGGUGGGGCAGGUGGUAGACAGGGAGCUUACUCUGGCUGGCUACCCCUCAGAAACCAAUCAGACUGCUCUGGGGAUCAUCGACAACAGCACUGUUCCGAUUUGUGACCGAAGCUGCUAUGCAAUCAUGGUGGGAGCAACACUAACUUUCACAGCAGGGGUCUAUCAGGUGUUGAUGGGUCUCCUACAAGUUGGAUUUGUCUCAGUCUUCCUCUCUGACUCUCUGUUGAGUGGAUUCGCUACUGGUGCCUCUCUCACCAUCCUCACAUCCCAAAUCAAGUACUUUCUGGGGCUUCACCUUCCUCGUGUCCAAGGUUGGGGGUCAUUUAUAAAAACCUGGAUAAGUCUGCUGAAGAAUCUGGGCCAUACCAACAUAUGUGACCUCAUAACAAGCAUUCUCUGCUUGCUUGUACUUGUACCCACCAAGGAGCUUAACCACCGUCUCAAGACAAAGCUCAAGGCCCCUAUUCCCUUUGAGCUCUUUGUGGUCAUUGGUGCUACUCUGGCUUCCCACUUUGGCCAUUUCAACGAAAAAUAUGGCUCAGAUGUAGCUGGGGAUAUUCCAACAGGCUUCAUGCCACCACAACUACCAAACUGGUCUCUUAUACCCAAUAUUGCAGUUGAUGCCUUCUCAAUAGCUAUUGUUGGUUUUGCCAUUACAGUGUCUUUAUCUGAGAUGUUUGCUAAGAAGCAUGGUUAUGUUGUGGACCCUAACCAGGAGAUGUAUGCCCUUGGGUUCUGCAAUAUCAUUCCAUCGUUUUUCCGUUGUUUCACAACCAGUGCCGCCUUGACCAAGACUCUUGUGAAGGAGUCAACUGGUUGCCAGACUCAGCUCUCUGGGUUGGUGACUGCUCUAGUGCUACUGCUUGUCCUACUUGUUAUUGCCCCUCUUUUCUACUCAUUGCAGAAAUGUGUAUUGGCCGUCAUCAUUGUCGUCAACCUCCGUGGUGCCCUGUGGAAGUUUGCAGACAUUCCCAAAAUGUGGCAUGUGAACCGCGUUGACACUAUUAUCUGGCUGGUAACCAUGGCUACCUCAGCACUGGUGAACACUGAGUUAGGCCUGCUUGUUGGAGUUUUGGUGUCAGCGUUUUCUGUGCUAGGCCAAACUCAGUGUGUCCAGGUCCUGCAGCUUGGCCAAGCAGGGGACCGCGAGGUCUUUGAGGACAUUGCAUCAUACAAGGGUCUUCAGACCCAUCCAGGGGUAGCUGUUUUCCGCUAUGAGGCUCCCAUCUACUAUGCCAACCAAGUUCUAUUCAAGAAGUCACUGUACCGCAAUGUGGGCCUGGAUCCACUCAAAGAGAAGGCCAGGCGCAAGACACUGAUGAAGCAGAAGCCUCAGGGUGGAGAAGAGAAUAAGCAAGAGAUGGAAUUGUCCACCAAUGUGUUUCUGCUACAGCAUACCACCUUCCAUACCCUGGUCAUAGACUGCAGUCCAGUGCUGUUUCUGGACACUGCAGGAGUCAAUGCUUUGAAAGAGGUAUACAAGGACUACAAAGAGUUGGGAGUGUGUGUACUUUUGGCACAAUGCAGCACCUCUGUCAUUGAUACCUUGCGGAGGGGAGACUACUAUGACCGAAAGACUGGUACCAAAGAAAUACUGUUUCAUAAUGUUGGUGAUGCUAUCUCUUAUGCCCAAAGCUUGAUGUCGCAGAAUGGUAAUUGUGACACUGUUGUGUAAUGCUCUGCUACGUAUUGAUUUAUAAACAAACUUGCCUUUUUCAAUUGAUGAAAUUGAAUUUCAAAAUUAUAUAAUUCAGAUGUUCUUUUAAGAUCUCUAUAAAAUGAAUAGACAAUCAUCUGUUUACAGCAGCAUAAUUGCUAUUGAAAACCAAACAAUUGAUGUGUUUUAUGUAUAUAUUUUGCAGUACUUUAAAACUAGUUAAUCAGUAACUUUUAAACCCUUUUUGUUUCUCAGGAGCUUUCUCUAGUCUUAGAAAAGAAUACUGGUCUUAAAAUGGUUGUAUUGUGAACAACAGUAUUUAAGGGUUUAAUCUCUUUUCUACAUGAACCGAAAUGUUAUGCUAGACAAGAUCUAGCUCAUAUAUUUACUUUAUAUGAUCUCCUUCCAUUCUAGUUUGCUAUGCAUAUUCAGUCAGAAUUAUGCUAUUUAAUGUAAGUUGUGACAUUUACCCAACUUUAUGGCUAGUUUUGAAUGUUGAAAUUACCAUAAAGUCUGGAUACACAAAGAUUGUAGUUGGGUGAGUAAAAGUUGAACUCUUUCACCCAGUCACAAGAUGUUUACCUCAGUUGAAGAAGCACCGGGAAAUUUGCUGCUGUGCAUUGUCACUGUGACGUUGCUACCACAUAAUAGCUUUUGAAAAAGUGCAGCCUUCAUUAUAUUUGUAUACAGUUGAUGUCAGAAUUUACAUACACCUUGGCCAAAUACAUUUUAAACUCCAAAACCGUUUUUCACAAUUCCUGACAUUUAAUAGUAGGAAGCAUUCCCUACUAGGUCAGUUAGGAUCACUUCUUUACUUUAAGAAUGUGAAAUGUCAGAAUAAUAGUAGAGAGAAUGAUUUAUUUAUUUCAGCUUUCAUUUCUUUCAUCACAUUCCCAGUGGGUCAGAAGUUUGCAUACACUUUGUUAGUAGUUGGUAGCAUUGCCUUUUAAAUUAUUUAACUUAGGUCAAACAUUUUGGGUAGCCUUCUACAAGCUUCUCAUAAGUUGCUGAAAUUGACUCAUUCCGUCCAGACAGAACUGGUGUAACUGAGUUAACAGAAAUCAGUUCUGCCCAUGAAUUUAGCCUAAAAAAUGAAUUGAGGUCAGGGCUUUGUGAUGGCCACUCCAAUACCUUGAUUUUGUUGUCCUUAAACCAUUUUGCCACAAAUUUGGAGGUAUGCUUGGGGUCAUUGUCCAUUUGGAAGACCCAUUUGCGACCAAGCUUUAACUUCCUGGCUGAUGUUUAGAGAUUUUGCUUCAAUAUAUCCACAUAAUUUUCCAUCCUCUUGAUGCCAUCUAUUUUUCCCUCCUGCAGCAACCUCCCCACAACAUGGUGCUGCCACCCCCAUGCUUCAUGGUUGGGAUGGUAUUCUUUGGCUUGCAAGCCUCUCGCUUUUUCCAUAAAACAUAACGAUGGUCAUUAUGGCCAAACAGUUAAACUUUUGUUUCAUCAGACCACAGGACAUUUCUCAAAAUAUUUAUAUCUUUGUCCCCAUGUGCACUUGCAAACUGUAGUCUGGCUUUUUUUGUGGCAGUUUUGGAGAAGUGGCUUCUUCCUUGUUGAGCAGCCUUUCAGGUUAUGUUGAUACAAGACUUGUUUUACUGUGGAUAUAGAUACUUGUCUACCUGUUUCCUCCAUCUUCACAAGGUCAUUUGCUGUUGUACUGGGAUUGAUUUGCACUUAUCGCACCAAACUAUGUUCAUCUCUAAGAGACAGAAUGUGUCUACUUCCUGAGUGGUAUGAAGGCUGCAUGGUCCCAUAGUGUUUAUAUUUGUACACUGUUGUUGUACAGAUGAAUGUGGUACCUUCAGGCAUUUUAAAAUUGCUCCCAAGGAUGAACCAGACUUGUGGAGGUCCUCAGUUUUUUCUGAGGUCUUGGCUGAUUUCUUUAGAUUUUUCCCAUGAUGUCAAGCAAAGAGGCACUGAGUUUGAAUGUAGGCCUUAAAAUACAUCCACAGUUACACCUCCAAUUGACUCCAGACAGAAGCUAAAUUAGGCUUGACAUAACUUAGUUGGAAUUUACCAUGCUGCUUAAAGGCACAUUUAACUUAGUGUAUGUAAACUUCUGACCCACUGAAAUUGUGAUACAAUCUGUCUGUAAAAAAAUGUUGGUGUAGAUGUCCUAAACGACUUGUCAAAACUAUAGUUUGCUAAUAUGAAAUCAAUGGAGUGGUUAUAAUUUUUUUUUUUUAAAUGACUUCAUCUG